Molecule: messenger RNA, 2210 nt
Organism: Ictalurus furcatus (blue catfish)
Lineage: Eukaryota; Metazoa; Chordata; Actinopteri; Siluriformes; Ictaluridae
Gene: tfb2m
Product: transcription factor B2, mitochondrial
Exons: 9
Coding region: 155-1453 (432 amino acids)
Biological process (GO): transcription initiation at mitochondrial promoter; rRNA methylation
Cellular component (GO): mitochondrial matrix
Molecular function (GO): mitochondrial transcription factor activity; rRNA (adenine-N6,N6-)-dimethyltransferase activity
Source: RefSeq, a predicted model, not a curated record
GAAAAGUCAGCGUUGUUCGCCGAGCGUGUGUUCAAUGUCACAUUACAAUGUUAGUGGAUGUAGAAAGAUGAAGCGAGCUUUUGUUCCUCACACCGUCCUGUGUUCUCCAUCAGCUGUGUAAACUCACACACUCCACAGCAGUGAGAGGUCCAUCAUGUCCGUGUGUGGUAGGACCAGGGUUCUCCUGCGAUGUGUGCAGGUUCUCUUAGGCCCGCCCCACGUGUCAGGUCAGCGUGCUCUCUCCUCCUCAGCAUGUGGGUUCUCGGUGGGCGAGUGGAGGAGAACCUCAGUGGACGGGUGCAGGGUGGAGCAGGUGUCUCACUUCUCGGGAAGAACGUGCAGGAACCUCUCCGCUGCCGCCGCCAACUUCCAGAAUCAACUCCGCCCCCUAAGCCGCUAUGACCCGCUGGACCUGGGUGAGGUGGAGGAGAACACACGCAAGGCCCUCACCUGCAAACACCUGAGACGCUUCAUCGUCGACCCUGAGCUCGCACGCGUGGUCACCGAGCACCUCACACCCGACAUCGACGAGGGCAAGGCCGUCAUAUUCGAGUGCAACCCAGGACCGGGUGUGUUAACUCGCACACUUCUGAACUGUGGAGCUCACAGAGUGGUGGCGCUGGAGAGCGAUAAAUCCUUCCUCCCUGAGCUGCAGGAGUUGGAGUGUAAGCUGGAUGGACAGUUGCAGGUGAUCCACUGUGAUUUCUUUAAGCUGGACCCGAUUGGUCAGGGCAGCAUGAAGCCUCCAGCCAUGUUCUCCGAGAAACUCUUUACUGAUCUCAGGAUCUCUGAGGUGCCGUGGACAGCAGACGUGCCGGUGAAGGUGGUGGGGAUUUUGUCACAGAGGAACGAGAGGAACAUGUUGUGGAAGCUGGUUUAUGCUCUGUAUGAGCGUCUGUCUGUGUUCCGCUACGGCCGAGUGGAGCUCAUCAUGUUCAUCAGUGAGAGAGAGUACACCAAGUUGGCAGCGAGACCUGGAGAUUACAGGAACUAUCAGGCUCUGAGUGCUCUGUGGCAGAUGGCGUGUGAUAUUGAGCUGCUGCACCAGGAACCAUGGUCGUCUUUUGUUACAGCGUCGAAGCACGGAGGUCCAGCGAUCCCUAAGAGCACUCAUGUUCCUAAUGAUCACCUGUGCUUGGUGAGGAUCACUCCUCGUGAGGAUUUGUUCUCCUCCUCAAUCACUCCCUUUAACAGCAGCACGUUGGUGAUGAUGGUCAAACAGUGUCUAACUAAACGCCGCUGCAGGCUCAUCGACAAGCUUAAUUCGUGGAGCGCGGGCAGCGGCACAGACCUUCUGCUGCAGAUGGGACUGUUUGAGGACGUGAUGACGGGACAGAUUUCCCCGAGGGAGUACAAACGUCUGUUUGAGCUGAUGGAGAAAUCAGAGGAGUUCACACAGAGCUGGCUUUACAACGAGAUCCUGGAGAACACCAAAAACACGGGCUGUGGAUAAGAACUACAUGCUAACACACACACACACACACACACAGUUGGGGCAAUAUGAUGAUUUUAUAGUGUUACGUUGCUUCAGAAUCAGCAUAUUUAUUGAAUUAAUUAUGACUUCUAAUAUAGUCAUGGAGUAAUAAUAAUAAACUGGACAUUAUAAUUCUGUUUAACCUCAAUAAAUCUGCACUGGUCUUUUUUUUUUAGGUGUAAAAUAAUGUUACUGUGAAAGCCUUCAGUAAAUAAAAUAUUUUUAAUAAACAAUAAAUUACCUUUCAAAAGCCAACAUAUACAACGUGAUGUUACAUAUGGCAGCAUACUUUAUAACUUAUUAUCAUCUUAUAACUUUAAUAAUAAAAAUAAUACAGAUUUAAUUAUCACACCGCUUCUGGAGUUAUGAGGCUAAUGUACUUAACAGGUAAUGGAGGUCUAUAGCCACCAGUUCAGCAUGAUGCUCUCAAACUGCAUGUCUGAAUCCUGCUAGGUUUCAUCUGAACAGAACACAGUGAUGAUAUUUUAUACAAAUCAUAUUUGUGCAUUUUGAAAGUGCUGGAACCACUUCUGUAAAAUGUGUUUGUAUAAAAUUAGAAUAAAGUGGUGUUUCUUGUGCUGGUUAUUUGGUACUCUUACACUCGCAGCAGUACGGGACGUCACACACAGUUUGUUUUGUAAGAAAAGAUGUGUUUUUUUCUUCAUCAUUAAUGUGUAUAUAAAUUAUGUGAAUAUGAACUUCUAAUAAAAAGAGAAUAAAGAAGUGUUUGCUUCUG